Arabidopsis lyrata subsp. lyrata is the source of this 1826-nucleotide messenger RNA. RefSeq lists its product as uncharacterized. The coding region runs from base 109 to 1614 and encodes 501 amino acids. NCBI's taxonomy places the organism in Eukaryota, Viridiplantae, Streptophyta, Magnoliopsida, Brassicales, Brassicaceae. The record is from RefSeq and is a predicted model, not a curated record. The transcript is spliced from 4 exons.
UGAAAACCUAAAAGUCCCAUCGCGAGAGAACAAUUGCCUUAUUCACUGUCAAAUUUCAACCAUAAAGAAGAAAAUUAGCUUAAAAGGUUCUCAUUCGUCUGAUCUACAAUGGCUCAGAGUUCUACGGAACCAAAGGUUAGUUUGAGACUUAUCAUUGAUGAAAAGAAAAACAAGGUCGUUUUAGCCGAGGCUGGUAAGGAUUUUGUUCAAGUUCUCUUCAGUUUUUUGACAUUACCAAUGGGAACAAUCGUCCGACUGCUUGGGAAGCAUCAAGUCUCUGAGCCAGUUACCGUUGGAUGUAUUAGCAACCUUUAUACAAGUGUUGUGGACAUGAAAAUUGAUGAUUUUGAGACUGAAGCUUGUAAGCAGAUGUUGCUUUAUCCCAGGAAUUACGUUAGGGAAGCUCAAUGCAGAAAGUUUAAGCUCAACAUAAACCCUACUGAAAACUUCAAGUGCUUUGGGUGCAGCUCUUUCCCUAGCUGCUCAAUGUGCAGUAAUUUUAACACCUCCCGAUGUAGGUGCGGUAAGUUGAUGACCAGGGAGAUUGAUUUACUAGAAGAUGAGGAGGUCAUUGUAGGCAUCAUGCAAAAUGAUCUCCGUGGAGUAUUUAUCAGAGACAGGUCGUCAUUUAUCAUAACCGACGACUUAAAACUGACAGUUGACUCUACUAGUUCUCUCUUGCAAACGCUCAAGGCUCUUGGUUUUUCUGAUGUUAGUAAGCUGAGAGAACGGGUUCUUGAUAUCGGUCUCAAAGAGGUUUUGACUUUGCUGCGAUGUGUAUUCUCCUCAAGUUCUCCCUUGACAGACACUUUCUUGAAGAAUCAAAGUUUACACAAGGUGAGGAAGAUUUAUAAAAGGCUGAGUCCAUGCUUGGAGAAGAACGGAGAUGAAGCAGAACAAGACAAAGUAAUAACUUUUGAUGCAAUAGUAAGGAAACAGGACAUGAGGAUUUUGUAUGUUGAGUGCCGUGAAGACUUUGUUGAUCUUCUUUUAACUUUUCUCGCCAUUCCACUGGAAUCUAUAUGGGAAGUCUCUGGCAACCAUAUUAGUUUAGGAUGCGUUGGGAACUUAAGCAGAAGCUUCAAGGACUUGAGUGAUAAUGAAAGGACACAAGUGUCAAAUCCGAAAUUCGUGCUUCCGUAUUACUAUAGUUGCCAGAAUCAGUUGCUCAAUAUCAUCACUUUCAAACCACAGUUUUACGUAACCAUCAAUAGGGACAUUUCCAGACCGUUGUGCUGUGUGACUACAAAGCCAACCUUUAUACAAGUGAGUUUUAUUGAUCCAAAAUACAAUGGCCAUCAUUCAGUUUCAACAGAAGGUAGUGGUGGUUUCAUGAAGAGAGAUUCAAAGUUUACGGUAUCAGAUGAUCUGGUUAUUGCACCUAAGAACACUACUUCAACCUUUUGGGCAUUAAAGAAGCUGCAGAUUCACACUAACGAUAUAGAGGUGCAAAAAGUUAGCAUCAGCAAAGCUCAUGCUUUGAAUCUGUUGAGAGCUUCAGUGGUGACAUCCUCUGCUUUGAGCUCUGCUUUUGGGAAUUUGAUUGUAAAGAAACCCAAGGAAGAGAAUGUUUCAUGGAACCCGGUUUCAAAGAAACUAAAGGUAGAGACUUGAAGAAACACAAAGGUGGAGAGAAUCUUGAGCUACUACUGAUUGUUGAUCUUGAUUCCAGUCUCUUCAAGAAUUAACAUUGUUCAACCUAAAACUUCAACUUCAAAAUUCACAUUCUGCUAGAUUCCUUGAUUCUUACCUUUCUUGGGACUUAGUUUAUUGGGGUUAUAAACUCUUCGUUUUGAGCUGGUGAUGACGAAGAUUUUGUCAAGGUU